Messenger RNA from Alosa sapidissima (American shad), 2821 nucleotides. RefSeq names its product glycosyltransferase 1 domain containing 1 (gene glt1d1). Gene Ontology annotation, molecular function: glycosyltransferase activity. Bases 414 to 1445 code for a protein of 343 amino acids. NCBI's taxonomy places the organism in Eukaryota, Metazoa, Chordata, Actinopteri, Clupeiformes, Clupeidae. The transcript is spliced from 12 exons. The record is from RefSeq and is a predicted model, not a curated record.
UGGCAGACUGCUCAAGGAGGGGAAAUCUGCAACCACGGUGAAAUGAAGUUCAACGUUUUGCUUCAGAGUAACACAUUUGUAAAGGAUCAUUUGUAAAGGAUCAUUGAUUACACAUUUGACCUCUGACAACUAGUGAGAAACAUGUUGCAUCAAUACGUGCGUAAAAUUUGGAGCUAAAUUUCCCUUUAACAGAUUGGAUGGAACAUAGACAUAAUCUACAUAUACAUGUAUAUUCAAUUAUGUCUAUUGGGUGGGAAGCUCAAAGUUUCCAGGGGAACUUAAUCACAGGCGGACUUAGGCUACGCUAAAAACAAACAUGCGUGUCUGUUGAAACAACUGCCGGGAGGAGCGUGCGUGCGUGUGGCGUGUUUCCUACGAAGGGAAUGUGUUCAGUGUAAUGCUCUAACAUAGCCAUGAGAUUACUCUUCCUAGCCUGCCUUAGUCCAAAGACUGGAAACUGUACAACUGCCGAAAGAUUAAGAUGUCACAUCGAAGCAGCGGGUCACACAUGCAUUCUCCGCAACUGUGAUGACAUCAAGGACCACUCAGAUGUGGCCAACCUUAUGAAGAAAGAGCCCUUCGAAGCGGCCCUUGCAAUUCAUCUGUUCAAAGGGGGCAGAUUUCUUCUUGACAUCCAUGUCCCCUUUGGCAUCGUCUUUGGUGGGACAGAUGUCAAUGAAGAUGUGAAAGAUGAACGAAAGCGGACUGUGAUGGAGCACGUGCUGAAAAAGGCCAGGUUCUCCGUGGCCUUCACACCGCAGAUGAAGGAGAAAGCUGAGAGCUUCUUGCUCCCUGAGAGCAGUAAGAUCCGUGUCCAGCCACAAGGGAUUAAAACUCGGUGUGCCUCAGACUUCAGCUGGAGCGAGUUCUUAAGCAGCUCAGGUGUGGAGGCUGAAUGUGUGGAGGACAUGUGUGUUUUUCUGCUGGUAUGUGGACUGCGGAGAGUCAAGGAUCCACUGUACCUACUAAAAGCUUUCUCAGAAUGGCAUGCCAGCCAUCCCCAGGUGGUCUUCAUCAUCAUUGGACCAAAGAUGGAUCCUGUGUUCUCUGAGGAGGUGGAGGAGAGCGUGAGCAGGUGGGCAGGAGUGUACCACACCGCCGAACGAGAGCAGGAUGAGCUGCACGCCGCCAUGACCCACUCCUUCGCCCUGGUCAACAGCUCCAUCUCGGAGGGCAUGUCCGCCGCCAUCUUAGAGGCCAUGGAUCUGGGAUUGCCCGUGUUAGCCAGAGACAUUCCCGGGAACGCCGCUAUUGUGCAGCAUGAGGUCACUGGGCUGCUCUACUCCUCCCCUCAAGAGUUCAUCCUGAUGGCCAAACGGUUGCUGGAUGACAGGCCACUUCGAGAGCGGCUAGCCGAAAAUGGUAAGCACUACGUGGGUGAACACCACAGCUUUGUCCAGGAGAGGAACACUUACCAGGAGCUAGUGGAGAAGCUGCACUCAUGAUGAGGAAGAGGCUUUCUUCCAGAGCUACUGUGGUUUUAAUACACACUGCAGUGUCUUGUUUACUACUUUGAAAAGGAAAGAAAAUUACUUGAGGGUUUUUUUCUCUUGGCGCCAGUUAAAAUGGGCCUCUUGGUCAAAGCAGUUUUGAACAAGGCUUUAAAAAAAAAAAAAAAACAUAUAAAGGAAAGUGGAACAUUGGUACUUUUUGAUUGUUAGGCACAAAAUGAUCUUGCCUGAUCAAAUACAUACUUAAUUCAAACUAGGACUGCUUUUCAAAUCCAAUGCUGUCCUCAGGCUGAAGGUACCAGGACCAAGGUUCCAAACUUCAAAUCUAUCCAGACACUCUCUCGUCUCACUUCAACUUUUCUCAGGGCCAGAUUGCAGGCCAGUGAACUUCACAUCUUUCCAUUCACUCUUCUUCUCUACCUGUUGACGUCUCUUGCUCCCGUGCGAGAUCUGUCUGGUGCUCUAAGAAUCUCAGGAAUAUUGAGGCAGACAGACUGCAGUUUUUUAAGGACAAUGUUUUUCAAACAUUAAGGAAUGUCUUCAAACGUUCACUUUCUAUUUCCACUUUCUUUUCUACUCAAAAACUAAAGAGAUUUCAAUCUGUGUCCAGUUUACAAGUAGGUUUUUAUAAGAAGCAAAUACUGUAUGCAAAUGACUCAUGCAUUGACGAAGAGUUGGCAGCCAUUUUCCUUUAGUCAAAGUAUGAAGGUGGAAAAAGUUUUAGGUCCCUGAUGGCAUUGCCAGUGGAUAUGACUUAUCACUGCAGUAAUCUGCCAUUUUGGGGGUAAUUUAAAUGCAAUGGUUAACUAGCUUUAUGUCAUUAAGUCAGCUAGUUGUCAUACAACAUUAGUGUCUUAAUUUUCUGGGUAGCAGACUAUCAAGGUUUCAGUCUACUGGACUUUGUUAAGUAUUCUUUUAAUGUUUACUCUCUCUGGAUAUGAUAUUUGAGUAUUGCACCUUUCACUUCCUUAGCUAUGAGAGGAAGGUGAUUCUGAGUUAUUUUGGCAUUGGUGAUUUAUUUUGGCAUUGGUGAGUUAUUAUGUGAGUUAUUUUGGUAUUGGUGAUUUGAUGUUUUAUUUAAAAGUUAUUCCCUGUACCGAAACAUUUUAUAUAAGACAAGAUUACAAACCAUGUACUAUGUGCUUGUUUACUCAAUGUUUACUUGUUUACUCAAAGCAUAUUUUUACUAUGUCUUAAAUAUUUGUAGGGUAUUUUGUGUUAUUUAAUGGUUUAAAAGUCUUGCUCUCUGUCAAAUAUGUUUAAUUAUUUGGAUUUAUUUAUUAUUUAGAUUAAUUCGGUUAUUAUGUACUUCUUUCUCAUGCACAUCAUUAGGAAAUUCAAUAUAUACAAAUAAACGCUUCUCAGAACGA